ACCACCGCCACCACCCGCAUAUGAGAAAAUUGACAGAGAGAGAAUUAUUCUACAUCGAAACUCACACACACACCCACCGACCCAUAAAUAUCUGGUGUCAGCCAGCCAGCUAGCCAGUCGAUUCAGGGUAUAGAAAGCAGAAUACGAAGGAAAAAAGGCAACACCAUGGUCCACGCCGACGCGGCCAAAUUUGCGCCCGACGUAACCAAGGAGCAGGCCUAUGAGCAGGUGCUCGACCAGGCCGAAGGUCUGUUUUUCGAGCAGCGGAACUGGGUCUGCAACCUCGCCAACACGGCGUCGCUGCUAUGGCACGCCUACAAGUCGCUCCCGGCUCCCAGCAACCAGGUUAACUGGGCAGGCUUCUACACGCUCGACCCGCAGUCGCGGCCCGGAAAGCCGCAGCUGAUCCUCGGGCCCUUCAGCGGCAAGGUGGCGUGCCAGACGAUCCCGUUUGGGCGGGGCGUGUGCGGGACGGCGGCGGCGACGGCGACGACGCAGGUGGUGGGCGACGUGGACGCGUUCCCGGGCCACAUCGCCUGCGACGGCGACAGCCGGAGCGAGAUCGUCGUGCCCAUCGUCGUAGUGCCAUCCGCGGGAUCCGGAGGGGGCGAGGGCAGGGUCGUGGCUAUCAUAGACGUCGACUGCACUGCGCCCGACGGCUUCGACGACGUCGACAGGCUCUGGCUCGAGAAGCUGGCCCGGCUCGUCGCCGAGAGCUGCGACUGGCCUUGACAUCCUGACAAAACAGCCUCUGUACAUAGCAACUCAAGUCUAGACGUUUCACAAAACACCACCACAGUCAUGUUGAGCAGGCAGCCUCGCAUUGUUUCUGAAUGCUCCCACUCAGGGCACGGCUCCAGUAUUACAUUUUAGCAUAGAGCCCUGAUGACAACGAACUAAGAAAAUAACCAUGACCCGUCCACUAUCGACCUGAAAAUGAACUGGUGUCAUGCCAAGUUAAACGCGUAAUAAUUAUGUAACAACUCAUCCUCGCGGGUAUGACCUUGAAUUUCCGUUUAAAUGCUCAAUUACCACUGUCCCGUAUCCAGCACAUCACGUCCGAGACGGC
Molecule: messenger RNA, 1069 nt
Organism: Lasiosphaeria miniovina
Lineage: Eukaryota; Fungi; Ascomycota; Sordariomycetes; Sordariales; Lasiosphaeriaceae
Product: GAF domain-like protein
Exons: 6
Coding region: 166-732 (188 amino acids)
Cellular component (GO): cytosol
Molecular function (GO): L-methionine (R)-S-oxide reductase activity; protein binding
Source: RefSeq, a predicted model, not a curated record